AUGGGCACUGGCUGUUCUGCAACGCGUCCUGGAGGGUGGGCGGGCGGGUUUGACAUGGCCUUGGUGGUCAUUGGCCUAGUCAACUUGGUCGUUGGAGCGCGCUCUGGGAAUUUUGUCAGAGUGUUGCGUUUACUGAAAUUCGGGAGGGCGAUUCGUGCUAUCAGGGUUAUGUCUCACAUGAAGCACCUGCGGGCUCUCAUCGUUUGUCUCCAGGGCUCGAUAUCGAGUCUCUUCUGGAGCCUGGUGAUGCUCUUCGCGGUCUACGCCGUCUUCGCUCUCUUCCUGAUUCAGGUUAUCACGUCUCAUCUUCAGGACACAGGUGAGGCUCUGGAAGAGACUGCUUUCUACGACUUCUUCCCGUCGUUCGAAGCAUCUGUCUUAACGUUAUACAGGGCAUCAACUGGCGGUGAUGACUGGAGUGUUGCCUACCAGGUUAUCGAACCGACGGGCGAGAUUGGGAGUGCGAUUUACUUGUUGUUUAUUGCGUUUGUGCACUUUGCUUUGAUCAACAUUAUAUGUGGCCCGCGGGUAACUGGGAUUUUCGUGGAGUCGGCCAUGAAGACCCUCUCGCCCGACUCGGAAACACUCGCAUACGAGCAUUCCCUCCAAGAGCAGGAGAACGCCAAGAAGCUCAAGCAGCUCUGCGAUGCUGUCGACACCGAUCGUACUGGGAUGCUGACGCGGGAGAAGUUCGAGGACGGCCUUCGGAGAAAGCACAUACCACUGUUGCUCAAAAUGCUUGGGCUCCAGCGCCAUCACGUCCACGAGUUUUUCAACUACAUGGCCGAGGGCGCAGAACGGUUCGCCUCGCUGCUCUUCAUGCGUGGCUCCUCUUUUUUUUGCGCCCUCGGUGCCGUCGUGCUGGCGUUCGUGGCGUACCUGGUCAAGUACCGCCCGGUCGAGACGGUGGAUGCCAUCUUCAUGGGCGCCCUCUACGCGGCGGGCGCGCUCGACUGGGUCGCGGACAGACUCGGGCGCCGGGACAUACGCCUGGACGUGCCGUACGCGGCCCCCCCGCCCGCCAAGCCGCCGGCGGGCCAGGCUGGCAAGGGCCGUUCUGCGGCCACGCCAGCGGCUCCGCCGGGCAAGCCGCCUGCCAAGCCGGCGGGCGAGCCAGCGGGCAAGCCGGCGGGCAAGGCGGCGGCCAAGGCGGCGGCCAAGGCGGCGGGCAAGCCGGCGGGCAAGCCGGCGGGCAAGCCCGCGGGCAAGCCAGCAGGCGAGCCCGCGCCGCCGGGCAAGCCGCCGGCCGCCGGCAAGGGCCGCCGCUGAGAGGCGGGGCGGGGCGCGCCUGGAGGCCCUCAGGGUCUUGGUGGUGGCGGCGCUGGCAGCGUGUGCGCGGCAGCUCCUGUCGGGCGCAACGGCCGCCGUGGCGUUCCGAACGGCCUCCAAGGUAUUUUCCAGUGUCGUAGCGCGCGGUGUUGUCGCACGGGGGGCCGGCGGAUUAUACCACGGGAGCAGCUGCCCCGUGGCGCACGCGGCGGCGGCCGCCGCCAGGGCACGAGCACCGGGCCAGCCCGAGCAGGCGACUUGCUUGACCCUCGCCAAUGAUGUGCUUCCUUCGAGACUCGCCGCAGCCCCGCUUCUUCGGCCCACUCGCGCGCGACCGCCGAGCCCGCGGCAGAAAGGGUGUGUCCGCCAUCCGCCGGCUCUGCUCUCUACUCGCGCCCGCCUCUCUGGGGUCGAGAGGCAAUGCCACCAUCGAACAUGGAACGGACGCCCGUGGACGCCCUUCGGCAACGAGCGCCGCCGGAACGGCCCCA
Messenger RNA from Prorocentrum cordatum, 1760 nucleotides. The record is from the annotation of a GenBank genome assembly. Lineage: Eukaryota; Dinophyceae; Prorocentrales; Prorocentraceae.